AAACUCCAACUAGGCGACAAAUCCUUUCAUUCUUUGGAUUUCGUUUUUCAUUUUGCAUAUUGUUGAUUUGAAAUCGAAUAAUAAUCAGGAAUACUGGCUUAUUAAGACACAUACAUCGAUUUCAAUUCGGACUAUGGAUUUUUUUCAGCUCCAUGUAAGGGGGCUAUGUGCACCAACAACAUAUAAGGAAUCGACAUCAAGCAAUAUGUCGACUCGAAAGGGAUUAGAAACUCAUAACAGAGAUCUAGAUCAACAUCCUAGGAUUGAAGAUACCUGAAGAUCCCUUACCAAGGCGUUCAUUUAACACCCAACAUAGCGGAUAAACGAUACUCAUCAACCUCUCGAACACCAUGACGAAAACCAUAGUGAUCCUAGGCGCCGGCCUCGCAGGUCUUCCUUUAGCACACUACCUAAUCUCGCGCACCGCAUCUCAAGUCUCGGACCUACGCGUAGUGCUCGUCUCACCACAGACACAUUUCUACUGGAACGUAGCCUCAGUGCGCCUAGUCCUACCCAACCAACCACAACUCCCAGAAGAAAAAUACCUCUUCCCAAUCGCCGAGCAAUUCACACAAUACCCACACAAAGACCGCUUUGAAUUCGUCCUCGGGUCCGCGACAAAACUAACCCCGGAGCAAAACUCCGUUACCGUGACUGUGAGCGAUGGGAGUAACAAAGAUAUUGAGAUCUCGUAUCAUACUUUGGUUAUUGCGACGGGGACUACGUAUAAAACGGGCAUGCCGUGGAAGACACUCCCCUCGACUGAGUCUACGCGCACCGUGAUCGCGAACCUGCAAUCAUCAAUCGAAGCCGCGUCCUCAAUCGUAGUAGCAGGCGCCGGCGUAACAGGCGUAGAAUUCGCGGGCGAGCUCGGGUCCGCAUUCUCCAAGCAUGGAAAAAAGAAAGUCACAGUCCUCCACUCCGAAGCCUUACCCCUAGAAUCCCGACUCCAAGAACGAGUUCGCACGACCGCGAAAAAGGAAUUGCAGAAACUAGGCGUAGAGUACGUGGGAAACGCACGAGUCACAGCCGUGACGCCAGCUGCGGGGGGUAAAGGAGAGGAAGUCAAGGUCGAGAUCAAGGAAAGCGGGAAGACGACGACGACGACGAUUACGGCGGAUUUGGUUAUCCCAACGUAUGGCGCGGAGUAUAAUACUUCUUUCGUGCCGGCUUCUAUGCACGACCCUUCUUCCCCAGGUCGUCUCCUAGUAACCCCCGACCUGCGCUCCCCUUCCCACUCCAACAUCUUCAUAGUCGGCGACGUCAGCACCCUGCAAGCACCCCAAGCCGUACACUCAGAAGCACAAAUCCGCCACCUAAUGAAGCAACUCAGCCCCUCGUACUUCGCCUCCGCCAGUCCAUCCGCCGUUACCCUCGAACCUUACUACAAGAAACCCGACGAAUUAAAGAAAAUCAUGCUCGGUUUGACAAUCGGCAAGGACCGCGGCGCAGGACAAGUAGGAACGUUCCAACCGCCUUCUAUCCUGAUCUGGUGGCUGAAAGGUCGACAUAUCGGCACGGAUUAUUCGCAUUUAUUUGCUGCGGGUGCUCGUGGUGCUAAUGGGGCGUGGCCGAAUUAAGUCCAAUCUGAGUGAGUGAGCUGGGUUAGUGGGUUUGAUUAGGACCAAGAGGAAGAUUGCGCGUGGGAGCAAAGACCGAAUACAAAUCGAUGGAUUGGCGCUUUUGGAAUUACUCUUGUUAGCUUUAAGAAUCAGGGAUACCAUAGUGUUUUGUACAGUAUAAUAA
This is a messenger RNA of Hypoxylon trugodes, 1746 nucleotides long. Its product is annotated as FAD/NAD(P)-binding domain-containing protein. Lineage: Eukaryota; Fungi; Ascomycota; Sordariomycetes; Xylariales; Hypoxylaceae. Gene Ontology annotation, cellular component: cytoplasm. The record is from RefSeq and is a predicted model, not a curated record. The transcript is spliced from 2 exons. Gene Ontology annotation, molecular function: flavin adenine dinucleotide binding; electron-transferring-flavoprotein dehydrogenase activity. Bases 351 to 1580 code for a protein of 409 amino acids.